AUGGCUCGGAACUCAGGCCAGAGGCCUCGCAGGACGUACAACAGUUGUUCGUCAACGGAGAGCGGCCGGCCUGCAAGGGAUAGGGCUUCGGCGAUGAGUUUGGCUUUGUUGAGACGGGCUAAUGGCGAUUUAUCAUACCUUAAGGAUAAUGCUAUAUUGGCUCUAACAUUGGAUGUAGUAGAUAUCAUUAACCAAUACAUGAAUGAUCAUAAUCCAUGUGAGGGUAGGACUUAUUUGAGUUGUGAUUCAGUUUGCAAGUCAGAUUUUAAUGCAGAUAUGUUAGUGGAUUUGCACACUCCAGAAUUCUUGAAUGGUCUGCGAUGUUCUGGAGUACCUAAUCAUGUUUUGACUUUGAAAAUUGGGGCACCGGUUAUGCUAUUGAGAAAUAUUGAUCACACACUUGGCUUAUGCAACGGUACAAGGUUGAUUGUAACAAGGUUAGCUGAUCACGUGUUGGAAGCAAAUAUCAUGGGCGAUACAAAUGCAGACAGAAAUUUCAAAUCCAUGUGCUUGGCACCACUAGUAUAUCUGUCGUUCUUUGGGAAGAACAUAGCUGCUGUAUUAUCAUAA
Messenger RNA from Ipomoea nil (Japanese morning glory), 570 nucleotides. RefSeq lists its product as uncharacterized. Bases 1 to 570 code for a protein of 189 amino acids. Lineage: Eukaryota; Viridiplantae; Streptophyta; Magnoliopsida; Solanales; Convolvulaceae. The record is from RefSeq and is a predicted model, not a curated record. The transcript is spliced from 3 exons.